This is a messenger RNA of Thalassophryne amazonica, 1040 nucleotides long. RefSeq names its product NLR family CARD domain-containing protein 3-like. Bases 399 to 1040 code for a protein of 213 amino acids. The transcript has a single exon. Lineage: Eukaryota; Metazoa; Chordata; Actinopteri; Batrachoidiformes; Batrachoididae. The record is from RefSeq and is a predicted model, not a curated record.
UAGAGCUGCCAGAGACCCUGACUGAGAUGUACAUCUACUUCCUGGUGGUUCAGUCCAGAGUGAAGAAGGUCAAGUAUGAUGGAGGAGCUGAGACAGAUCCACUGUGGAAUCCAGAGAACAGGGAGAUGAUUGUGUCUCUGGGAAAACUGGCUUUUGGGGAACCUGAUUUUCUAUGAAGAGGACCUGACAGAGUGUGGCAUCGAUAUCAGAGCAGCCUCAGUGUACUCAGGAGUCUUCACACAGAUCUUUAAAGAGGAGAGAGGACUCUACCAGGACAAGGUCUUCUGCUUCAUCCAUCUGAGUCUUCAGGAGUUUCUGGUCUUUAUGUCCAUCUGACCUUCAUCCAGUCUGGAGUCAACCUGCUGUACAAAGAACAAACAAGAUCCAGAAGGUCUGAGAUGUCUGAAGAAUUUGACAAAGCACUUUUCUUUGACAGCGAUAUGUCAGAAGAUCAAGAUGAACCUGAACGAAGACGCCACUUCGGAAGACUGCCUUCCUUCCAGUCUGGAGUCAAUCUGCAGUCCAAAGAACAAACAUCAUCCAGAAGAUCAAAGACAUCUGAAGAUGAACCUGAACUAGCAUGUCUCCAUCAGAGUGCUGUGGACGAGGCCUUACAGAGUCCAAAUGGACACCUGGACUUGUUCCUGCGCUUCCUUCUGGGUCUUUCCCUGCAGACCAAUCAGACUCUCCUACAAGGCCUGAUGACACAGACAGACAGAAUCUCAGGGACCAAUCAUGAAACAGUCGAGUACAUCAAGAAGAAGCUCAAUAAGAAUCUGUUUGCAGAGAGAAACAUCAAUCUGAUCCACUGUCUGAAUGAACUGAAGGAUCGUUCUUUACUGGAUAAGAUCCAAGAUUUCCUGAACUCUGGACGUCUCUCUGAAUGUGGUCUGUUUGGUUUUUAUUUAUCAGCUCUGGCCUUCAUCUUACUGUCCUCAGAUCAACACCUGGACGUGUUUGACCUGAAAAAAUAUGAACCUUCACAUGAGGCUCUUCUGUUGCUGCUGCCAGUGAUCAAAGAAUCUAAAAAAGUUUUGUAA